Molecule: messenger RNA, 856 nt
Organism: Dendrobium catenatum
Lineage: Eukaryota; Viridiplantae; Streptophyta; Magnoliopsida; Asparagales; Orchidaceae
Product: SH3 domain-containing protein 2-like
Exons: 6
Coding region: 29-721 (230 amino acids)
Molecular function (GO): protein binding
Source: RefSeq, a predicted model, not a curated record
UGUCCAGGUUGCAGAGCCUUUAAGGGCUAUGGUAAUGGGUGCUCCGUUGGAGGAUGCUCGACAUCUUGCUCAGCGUUAUGACAAAGUUCGACAGGAAGCUGAGGCUCAGGCUAUUGAAGUCUCAAGGCGCCAGCAGAAAGUUAGGGAAGCCCCUGGCAAUGUUGAUAAUAGUUUAAAGGUGGAAGCUGCUGAAUCAAAACUUCUAGAGUUGAAAUCAAAUAUGUCAGUCUUAGGUAAAGAGGCUGUUGCAGCAAUGACUGCUGUUGAAUCUCAGCAACAAAGAUUGACCUUACAGCGGCUCAUUGCAAUGAUUGAGUCAGAAAGAACCUUCCAUCAAAGAGUGCUGCAAAUUCUUGAUCAACUGGAAGGAGAGAUGAUUUCAGAGCGCCAAAGAAUUGAAGUAUCUUUAUCGCCAACUUCAGUUAUAGAAUCUGGCACACCACCUCCAUCCUAUGAAGAAGCUAAUAGCAUUUUUAAUUCUAAUCCAGUGAAUGGUUUAACUGAUUCCAUGGGAUACUUUUUAGCAGAAGUCAUUCAAUCAUAUCAGGCUGAAACUAAUGUUGAACUCAACUUGUCAGUAGGGGACUAUGUGGUUGUACGGAAGGUCUCCAGCAACGGAUGGGCUGAGGGUGAAUGCAAAGGAAAAGCUGGUUGGUUUCCUUAUGGCUAUAUUGAAAGAAGAGAACGUGUUCUUGCAAGUAAGAUUGCUGAAGUUUUUUAAUAUAUUUUCUGUAUUGUAUUGUAUUUAGCGCAAUAUUUAGUGCAAAAAAUGAAGCCUUGUAUUGAAGACACCAUGCUUGUCUGUAUUGUUUUCUUCUCAGUAAAUGUAUUGUCUCAGCCAUGCCUGAUUCUGCUC